Messenger RNA from Oncorhynchus gorbuscha (pink salmon), 5083 nucleotides. Its product is annotated as pyruvate dehydrogenase [acetyl-transferring]-phosphatase 1, mitochondrial-like. The transcript is spliced from 9 exons. Gene Ontology annotation, biological process: protein dephosphorylation. NCBI's taxonomy places the organism in Eukaryota, Metazoa, Chordata, Actinopteri, Salmoniformes, Salmonidae. Gene Ontology annotation, molecular function: cation binding; protein serine/threonine phosphatase activity. The record is from RefSeq and is a predicted model, not a curated record. The coding region runs from base 1749 to 3323 and encodes 524 amino acids.
AUGUUGUAAACUGGAGAGAGAUGCAGGAGGGUGGGUAGCGUAGCAAAACGAAAUAGUAAACUCUGAGAAUACGGUCGGUGGCAAGAUAAAUGUGUUUGGCAUGUUACUUUUGUGCAGUAUGUGUUAAUGCAUUGAUAACUAACUUCUGUUAUAUGUUGUGAGCUUUGUUACCGUGACCGUAAUGUACAAGGACUGAAGGAGGAGUGGUGUUUUAAACUGGUUUCCGGUGACGCAUAGCUAGAUCAUCGCUAGCCAACGUUACUACCCAGCAGUAGAGUAGACUUUUUCGGCCCAUCAAAUUAAUACGUAACAAUGUGCUGGCUUUAAUUAUGCUUGUAUUUGGGAUUAUUCGCUAUUGGGAACUAUGUAGAUAUUUAUCUCGAUGUAAUUUAAGUACAAAGAAAACUGACUCUGAACUGUACUGUAAUCAAUAUGACAAAUCUGUAGCAGUCAGGCCUAGCCAGGGAUAGGCCGUGGUCACUGGUCAUAGACUGGAGGUUUGAGCGGUAUUUCAACUAGUACCGGUGGUUCCGUGUAGUUCAUCCGUGCCUGGGUCUCUUUCGACCGACCAGAGCAGCUGCACGCAUUGCCCCUUCGCUACAAAUAGCUAGAUUAAAGCGUCAAUCAGAAAGCGAAAUCCCGGCCACUGUUUAGGUAAAAAGCUGAGGGAUAGGGCUGGAGAAAUGUAUCUACUCUCAAAUUCAUAGACAGAGCUAUGGAUGCAAGGACUGACCAUCCAUUAUAUCAAAACAAUAGUUUUAACCAUGUUUUGAGGCUUUAUAAUGUUUGUUUACUUUUACGUUGUUUACAAACAUUGAAGGUUAACAAGCUUUUAUUUUGGGUUCUGAUGGAGUGUGGCAGUUGAACUAAGAUCGAGGCUUUUCUACAUUUUAUUCUUCAAGAAUCGAUGGGUCCAUGUCAUUAAUUUAGCAACUGCUGAUUGCCCCUUUAAUUAUAGUGUAAUUAUUGUAUUUGUUCAUGUUUUAUUAGGAUCUCCAUUAGCUGUUACAAUAACAGUAGUUCCUCUCCCUGGGGUCCUAAUGGAGGAGGCGGAAAGGGCAGAGAGGGAUAGCCUAUGCCGUUAGAGAGAAUCUAGUUCAGUAGGACAAGAUUGGGGUUUCAGGAGUGAGCAAAUGUCAGACCCGCUUCACAGGACUAUAUAUAGUCUGUCAGGCAACUAGCGGUGGCUGACCCCUGUAGAGGGGCAAGGUUCUUUCAUGGAACAAAAAGGAAUGGAAGAUGACUAGCCGUGGCCGACCCCUGUAGCACACUGGGUCUCAAACCUGUCCUUGGGACCUCAAGCCAUUCCAUAUAUUUGAUCUACUCCAGAACUAGCACACCUGAUUCAACUUUUCAACUAAUCAUCAAGCCUUUGUGUAGGUGAAUCGGGUGAGUUUAGAGCUAGAUCUAAAUUGUGAAAAGUCUGGGGAGAGGUUUGAGAACCACUGCUGUAGAGGUGCAAGGCUCUUUUAUGGUGCAGCACAGCUUGGAAACCUAGUGCCAGUCUGUCACACUAGUCCGCUAGUACUGGAAUGUAGUGUUCCAUUGUUGGAGUGCAACCUGCCUCAAAGCAUAAUAAAGCCUCUGCCAAGAGGCUCAGACCUUUAUUGCACAGGAGGUUUCCUUGUAGCAAAGUCACUGGUUCCAGCUCCCUUAUUCACCACACAAUCCAAAUAAAUACAGUUGGAAGGUGAAGGAGUGUGUGUGUGUGGCGGUGCUCUGAGAGUGUGUGCCCAGAGCGAGCCACCAUGCCCGUGACAUCACAGCUGUUCCGAGGCUUCCCUCGAGCGAAGCUCUGGGGUUUCUCCCUGUUCCCAUGCCAACGCCAGCUCCCCUGCUGCCCCACCUCCCACCGGCCCACCUCGUCGCAGCCCCACCCCAUAUGGCCGACAGCCAUGCCCGUGCGUGGCUAUAGGAGGAGCCCUGACCUCCACAGCUACAAUCUCACCCCCCCACAGGUCAACUCAAUCCUCAAGGCCAACGAGUACAGCUUCAAGGUUCCAGAGUUUGAUGGUAAGAAUGUGUCGUCAGUGAUGGGGUUCGACAGUAACCAGCUGCCUGCCAACGCACCCAUCGAGGACCGGCGCAGCGCUGCCACCUGUCUGCAGACGCGGGGGAUGCUGCUGGGAGUGUUCGACGGCCAUGCGGGCUGUGCCUGUGCACAGGCGCUGAGUGAGAGGUUGUUCUACUACGUAGCCAUGUCCUUGAUGCCCCAUGAGACCCUGUGUGAGCUGGAGGCUGCAGUAGAGGCAGGCAGACCCCUCAGCCCCAUCCUGCAGUGGCACAAACACCCCAACGACUACUUCACCAGGGAGGCACAGACUAUGUACUUCAACAGCCUCAGAACCUACUGGCAGGAACUCAUAGACCUCAGCAGUCCAGGGGAGAGCCUAGGGCCCAGAGAGGCGUUGCUGAGUGCCUUUAAGAGACUGGACAGUGACCUGUCUCUGGAGGCUCAGGUGGGAGACACCAAUUCCUUCCUCCACUACUGGGUUCUGAGAGUGGCCUUCUCUGGAGCGACUGCCUGCGUAGCUCACAUCGAUGGAUCCGACCUGUAUGUAGCAAACACGGGCGACGGCCGUGCGGUGCUGGGGGUCCAGGAGGAGGACGGCUCAUUCAGCGCUCACACGCUCUCCAACGACCACAACGCCCAGAAUGAGAACGAGGUGGCCCGCAUCCAGGGGGAGCAUCCCCCCUCUGAGAAGAAGACUGUCGUACGACAGGACCGGUUGUUGGGCCUGCUGAUGCCGUUCCGUGCGUUUGGAGAUGUGAAGUUCAAGUGGAGCAUUGACUUGCAGCGAGGUGUGUUGGAGUCAGGACCAGACCAGCUCCAUGACAACGAACACACCAAGUUCAUCCCCCCCAAUUACCACACCCCUCCCUACCUCACGGCCGAGCCUGAGAUCACACACCACCGCCUCCGACCUCAGGACCGCUUCCUGGUGCUGGGUACAGACGGGCUGUGGGAGACGCUCCAUCGACAGGAGGUGGUCCGGAUUGUAGGGGAGUAUCUAACGGGGGUCCACCAGCGCCAGCCCCUCACCGUGGGGGGUUACCAUGUCACCCUGGGACAGAUGCAGGGGCUGCUGGCUGAGAGGAAGGCCCGUGCCUCCUUAGCGUUCCAAGACCAGAACGCUGCCACCCACCUGAUUCGCCACGCUGUGGGCAACAAUGAGUUUGGAGCAGUGGACCACGAGACGCUGUCCAAGAUGCUGUCUCUGCCUGAGGAACUGGCCCGCAUGUACCGCGAUGACAUCACCAUCAUCAUCACACAGUUCAAUCCCCACGUGGUUGGACACCAGCGCCAAGUGGGGGAGUCCUGAGCCAGCUCAGCCUAUCAGAGGGGAAUGUGGACAUGAACAGGAAGUUUACUUUCUAGGAGGAAAAACAGGUCCAGUGAGGACUGGGUCUUGCUAGAGACACAUGGUUAAGCUCCAACCUUUAUUUUACCAAACGCACACAAAACAUACUGUUAAUGGACUAACCCUGCAGAGGGAGGACUGCCUACCUUCGGACUCCUUAUUUUAGGAUUGUUAUUGAAGAGGUGUGUGUACAGUAUGUGCACAUGUGAGCACACAGUCCUGGUCAUGUGGAUUGUUGAAAUGCUUGCUGAAACUGAUCACAAGUUGGCUCUUUUCUGAGUGUUGUGGCCUGAUGUGUGUAUGAAGCUUUUUAAAGGAUAUUUGAUCAACCUCUCUACAGCAUUCUGCUUCUCUGCUCUGUCACAGUCUCUGCCCAUAGGAAACUUUAAUUUGUGCCUAAAGAGUUUGCUGCUUUAUAACUAUGUUGUCUGAGCAUUGAGGUAAUGAUACGGUGGCAGCCUUUGUGUCUACUCCUCUACAAACAUCCCUCCCUCUUUCAUAUCACAGAUUCUGUGCUGUGCAGUUGCAGCAUCUGUCUUGCUCUAGAGCUGCAACUGGCCUCCAUCCUGGCUCUACCGCAUGGCUCUGCUGUUACAUAGUAGGGCUCUGUCUGUCUGUGUUCUGUCAUUGGAUGGAUCAGUGUCCUUUAUACUUGUUACAGACGGACAGCCAAGAGCUCCCAGGCACACUUCUUGUUAUCUUAUAUUUUGAAUAAUGUUUAUUUAAAAUGUUUUUAAUCUGAUUUCAAACAUUGAGUAUUUUGUCAACCUUCGAGAGGAAUAACUGCCUGUGUCUAUAAAGCAGAUGUUAUUGCUCUGAGACAGACGGCGUCACUAAGAUAGACUGUAAGUCGCUUUGGAUAAAAGCGUCUGCAAAAUGGCAUAUAUUAUUAUUAUUAUUAAGAUAGGAACCAGUAGAGCUACGUAGUGUGCAGGCUUUAGAUCCAACACUAACACCUCUAUCACAACUACUCACCCACAGGAAUCAGGUUUGUUAUGUGCUGAGUGUGUCUGAGAGAUUCUACAGCAGACUGAAGGAGUGGUGGUAUUCUGUAGAGGAGAGAGAGAGGGGUGUGUGAUCAGACGUUUAUUGUUUUAGGGUUGCAGAGUAUACAUGUUUCAAAGAAACAUAGUGGUUGAACCUCUCGUGUUUUUUGACAAUUAUACUCUUAUACGGAGGGAUAUGGUAUACUAACGUCAUCAUGCUUACAUGGUGGGUAUUCUAUCAAACAUGUUUUUUUUUUUUUAGUUUUUAACAGUGAAUCAUUGCUAGCCUGGUGUCAGAUCUCUGUCUGAGGUAACCAUGGAAUUAGGAAUUGAACUGUAAACAUCUCCUGUCAUGUUCAUGCCAAACCUCCAGGAGUGACUAAAACAGAGACAGACUUAGUCACUGUUGGCAGGACACUAACCAUGGUGUGGUUCUAGGCUUGUAUAGGUCAGAUGAAGGGUGUGCAUCAUAUGAGGUUGUAUAUCUCGUGGUGGUGUAUAUUUAGGAGAGGAGAGAAUGUAAAGCUGAAGGUGGCUCUGUCUGGACGCUGGCUGAAUACUUGAAGGUUAUUUAUGCAACUUUUAAUAUGUCACAGUUAUUUAUCCACAAUUAUAUGAGAUGUGACAGGUAUGUUUGUACAGUGUCCUGUUUGUGUCCAGUGACCAGUGACCUGUUUGGGCUUGAGACUAAAGUUUUUUUGUAUUUGGAAACUUAAUAAAACAAUGGCUACUCCA